Messenger RNA from Paramecium octaurelia, 471 nucleotides. The record is from the annotation of a GenBank genome assembly. Lineage: Eukaryota; Ciliophora; Oligohymenophorea; Peniculida; Parameciidae.
AUUAUUAAAAAAUAAAAUUCUUAUGCCAUCAAAGAGAAGAAAUAAUGGUCGUUCCAAGAAAAACAGAGGACAUGUCAAACCAGUUACAUGCUCAAAUUGUUGUAGAUUAGUUGGCAAAGAUAAGGCCAUCAAGAGAUUUACAGUGAGAGACAUUGUUGAUGCAUCAUCAAAAAAGGAUAUCUUGGAAGCAUCAGCUUAUGACACCAAAUAAUAAUAGUCAAUUCCAAAAUUGUUUGACAAACUCUAAGUAGUGUUUAUAUUAAUCAGAAUAGUAUUGCGUAUCAUGUGCUAUCCAUGCUCGUAUUGUGAGAGUCAGAUCUUCUGAGGACAGAAAAAUUCGUGUCAUUGAAAGAAAACGACCUGUUUAACAAACGACUUAAAAAAAGGAUGCCACCAAAGUUUAAGCUCCAGUCGCAGCUCAAUGAUAUAUAUAUUACAAACAUACAUUAAUCAAUUUGAAUUUCCUCAAAG